AUGAAGCUCUCUCUCCUCCCCGCCCUUCUUGGGCCGGCCGGAGCUCUUCAAUUGCCCCUGUUCCAAGCUUCUUCAUCGCAGUCCGAGCUCUCGACGUCGAGCAAGCAGCUCAUCGACUCUGAGCUGCUGCAGAAAGAAGUCAAAGCCGAGAACCUCCUCAAAAGAGCCGAGGAGCUCUACGAGAUUGCAAAGCUCAGCGAGGAGGAAUAUCAGCACCCAACCCGUGUCAUUGGCAGCAAAGGUCACCUCGGAACCUUAGAUUACAUCCACUCCACCCUUGUCGAGCUCGGCGACUACUACACCAUCACCAAUCAAUCCUUUCCUGCGGUGACCGGAAAUGUCUUCGAGUCGCGCCUCGUCCUCGGCCACACGGUGCCCUCCUCAGCUACCCCGAUGGGGCUGACGCCUCCCACAAAAGACAGGGAGCCUGUCUACGGUCCAUUGGUGGCAGUCGCCAAUCAUGGAUGCGAGUUCUCCGACUACCCCGGCAAUCUUUCUGGUGCCAUUGCAUUCAUUUCUCGGGGCACUUGUCCAUUCGGAACCAAGUCCGACCUGGCCGGCAAAGCAGGCGCCAUUGCGGCAGUGGUCUACAAUAACGAGAAGGGCGAUCUAUCUGGGACUCUUGGCACUCCCACCCCAGACCAUGUUGCCACUUUCGGCAUCUCAGACAGUGAUGCGGCACCUGUCCUGGAGCAGCUGAAGAAGGGCGAGAAGGUGGAUGGUAUUGCCUACAUUGACGGUAUUGUGGAGACAAUCAUCACUACAAAUAUUAUCGCACAGACUGUCGAAGGAGAUCACGAUAAUUGUGUCAUGGCUGGAGCCCACACUGACAGUGUAGCCGAAGGUCCGGGUAUCAAUGACGACGGCUCUGGUACUCUGACUCUCUUGGAACUGGCAACAAAACUCACCCAGUUCAGCGUCAACAACUGCGUGCGUCUUGCUUGGUGGGCUGGAGAAGAAGAAGGUCUCCUGGGUAGUGAUUACUAUGUGGACCAACUGACUCCGGAGGAGAAUCACAAGAUUAGGGUUUCAGGCGAUAUGGACAUGAUGUGCUCACCAAACUAUGCGUACCAGGUAUACAACGCCACCAACGCCAUCAAUCCCGUGGGAUCAGAGGAACUGCGCGACUUAUUCACAGACUACUACGAGGCACACGACCUCAACUACACCUACAUCCCCUUUGAUGGCCGCAGUGACUACGACGCCUUCAUCCGUCAUGGCAUUCCCGCCGGAGGCAUUGCAACUGGCGCAGAAGGUGUCAAGACCAAGGAAGAGGAAGAGAUGUUCGGUGGUAAGGCGGGAGAUUGGUAUGAUCCCAACUACCAUCAGAUUGGAGAUGACGUCUCAAAUCUGGACCUUACUGCUUGGGAAAUCAACACCAAGCUUGUCGGUCACUUUAUUGCAACAUACGCGCGGUCGUUUGAGGGCUUCCCUGAGCGCACCGAUGCUGAUGUCAGCACUUUCUCCCACGAGCCGCGGAAAUACCGCGGCCACCGCUUGCAAAUGUGA
This is a messenger RNA of Aspergillus fijiensis CBS 313.89, 1509 nucleotides long. RefSeq names its product aminopeptidase. Gene Ontology annotation, biological process: proteolysis. Gene Ontology annotation, molecular function: metalloexopeptidase activity. The record is from RefSeq and is a predicted model, not a curated record. The coding region runs from base 1 to 1509 and encodes 502 amino acids. The transcript has 3 exons. Lineage: Eukaryota; Fungi; Ascomycota; Eurotiomycetes; Eurotiales; Aspergillaceae.